AUGAAAGCAAAAGAUCAUUCACCGCCUAUAGAGGCUCCUGGAGUGGGGCGAGCGGAUGGCACAGACACGGGGACGCCUCUGGAGGCUUCUCAACUUGACGACCGCGUUGCUGAGGCGAGGGAGCAGCGACCGCCGUCAUCACUAGUGGAAAAGGAGUGUCCCGUGGUUGAUGAUUGGAAAACGGUGUACGGCAACGAUGGGAAAUGCCAGAAAUGGACAGCACUGUCUUGGAGCAUCUACGGGUCUUGCCUUUAUUGCAUUCGCUACCAAAAAAAAAAAAACUAUCGGCGUAUAAAAGAAAUAGUUUAG
This is a messenger RNA of Trypanosoma rangeli, 309 nucleotides long. RefSeq lists its product as uncharacterized. Bases 1 to 309 code for a protein of 102 amino acids. NCBI's taxonomy places the organism in Eukaryota, Euglenozoa, Kinetoplastea, Trypanosomatida, Trypanosomatidae. The transcript has a single exon. The record is from RefSeq and is a predicted model, not a curated record.